Messenger RNA from Lolium rigidum, 1128 nucleotides. RefSeq lists its product as uncharacterized. The transcript is spliced from 3 exons. NCBI's taxonomy places the organism in Eukaryota, Viridiplantae, Streptophyta, Magnoliopsida, Poales, Poaceae. The coding region runs from base 1 to 1128 and encodes 375 amino acids. The record is from RefSeq and is a predicted model, not a curated record.
AUGGCCAAGGGCACCCGUUGCUUGGCGCUCUUCUUCUUGCUCCUCGGCGCGGCUGCUCCGGCGGUUUUGGCCGUCGCCGAUGGCCUAUUACCCAACGGAAACUUCGCGCAGGCGCCGGGCAAGUCCCAGAUGAGCGGCGCGGUGGUGACGGGACGCUACGCGAUCCCGUGCUGGGAGAUGUCCGGGUUCGUCGAGUACAUCCAGCCCGGCCACAAGGAGGGAGACAUGAUCCUGGCGGUGCCGGAGGGCGCCUCCGCCGUGCGGCUGGGCAACGACGCCACCAUCCGGCAGACGAUAAACGUCGUUCGUCAGAUGCACUACUCUGUCUCCUUCGUAGCCGCGCGGUCAUGCGCCCAGGCCGAGAAGCUCAACAUUUCCGUCGGCGACGAGUUCGGCGUGCUCCCCAUUCAGACCGUCUACACCAGCACAGGUUGGGACACCUACUCAUGGGCCUUCAAGUCCAGGCACGCCACCGUGUCGUUGGGCAUCCACAACACCGGCGUCGAGGAGGACCCCGCGUGCGGCCCCCUCAUCAUCGCCGUCGCGAUUAAGACCCUCAGUCCUCCCCAUCGCCCCAAGGGAAACAUGCUGAGGAACGGGGACUUCGAGCUGGGCCCGUACAUCUUCCCCAGCACACCGUGGGGCGUGCUGGUGCCGCCCAUCCUCGAAGACGUGAACUCGCCGCUGUCGGGGUGGAUGGUCAUGUCGGACACCAAGGUGGUCAAGUACGUGGACGCGCCGCACCACAAGGUGCCGCAGGGCGCGCGGGCCGUGGAGCUGGUCGCCGGCAGGGAGUGCGCGCUGCUGCAGGAGGUGCCCACCGUGAUCGGGUGGUCCUACAGGCUCUCCUUCUCCGUCGGCGACGCCGCCAACGGCUGCAGCGGGUCCCUGGCCGUGGAGGCGUACGCGGCGCGGGGGACGCUCAAGGUGCCGUACGAGUCCCACGGCACCGGCGGGUCCAAGCCCGCCGUGCUCGAGUUCACCGCGAUCGCGAACACGACGCGCGUCGUGUUCCAGAGCUCGAACCAUCUCAUGAAGUCAGACGCCACGCUGUGUGGGCCCGUCCUGGAUGAUGUCUUCCUCGUCCGGGUGCGGAAGCCCGCCGCCCGCCGGCUGCGUCGUUUGUAG